AUGCGCUGGGUUGAACCGUACUCUGAGCGCGAAUCUCAAUCGAGCAAUCAACACCCGACUGGUUCUCAUGAACCAGACGUCUUUUCUGAAAUCCGACGGUUUAUUGUCGUUCACGAGAGUCACGGAGCAUCGCAAUGCGUCCCUAUACAUACCUACGGUGGGAGAGGAUUGCGCAAGUCCAAUAUCAAGAUCGAGGACCACGCAAGAGUCUUCCGGAAUGACGACGAACACUCGACCCCGCCCUCGGAACCACGGCUGAGAGAACCGAUUGGGGUUGUGAUUGAUAAAAACAGUGAAUUCCAGCGAAUUCAUCCUGAAUCUGUGGCGAAUUUUGGGAAAGUCUAUACUGUGGAACAUGAUGUCGCAGUCGCCAAUAUUGGGCAUGUUGUCAGAGCUCAUAACUAUCGUUUGCAACUCAACUGGGCCUCGUCUCGCAGUCAAGCCAUUGCGGCUCCAGGCAGCUUCGGGGAUGAUGAGACUAUGUUCCUAGCACCUCCAUUGACAAGUUCUGAAUCUAUUUCACCCAUCUCGAAUACCACAGCCGAUUUAAGCGAGAUGCCUAAGAAGAACCACAACCAGUCAACGGUUGAUCCGACGAGUGACUAUACAGUACUCAUUUUAUGCGCACUUUCUUCUGAAAUGGCUGCAGUAAUGGUUGUGCUUGAUGAGGAAAGACAUAUGUCAGCCAAUGAGCAAUAUCAGCCUGACCACGAUGACAUAUUGGGCCGUGUGAAAAAUCACAAUGUCGUCCUUGCCAAGAGACCCGCAGUAAUGUUCGGUGUAGAAGCAAUCUCCGGGGUAGUUCAAGAGAUGUUGCAGACUUAUUCAUUUAUACGCUUCGUGUUAGUGGUCAAGACUAGGAACGAAUUCCUGUUACAAAGACGCAAAGACGGGCGUGGUGAGGAAAGGAUCAGUCCAAUCACUUGGGCAAAAGGUAAAGUAGAACGAUCUGCAACUUUCCGGUCAACAAAGCCAAUCAGGCCACCAUCCAACGUUUUCAUCAAGGCUCUGAGUCGCUUACAAAACCAACUGGAGUGGGGAGAAAGGCAGAUUGGGCGUGACAUAUCUGAGAUACUCAGAAAGUAUCCAGCAAUAAGAAGAAAGUAUGAUUCUCUCCCUCCGCUCACCGAGCUUCCACCUCAACAACAAGAUUGGGACCAUUUUGCUCUAAAACGUGACGAGAGCAUUUACGGAAUCCACUCAUCUAAGGUUGGAGGAGCCGAAGCGCCUGAAAGCCACCAGAGCAACUUCGUUUUAAACGGUCAAAUUCGUGAUAGUGUGGCAGAGUAUUCGCUGUCCGAAGAACUCACUGUGUCUUGCUCGGAGGCAGGCGGUGCUGGGACAAUCUUAGAUUUCUCAUUUUUAGAGAUCCAAGGGAUAUACGACCAUUCCAAUUCUUACAAGAAGAAUCAGGGGUGGCAGGUCUAUGCGGCUGCUGCCGCCGCGGCAUACGCCAAGGUGCUUCUGGGUACCAUAACAACAGAAGACGUUAGACAGGAGAAGCUUGUUUUGCAGUCAGAUUUGUGUGAGUACCUUUAUUUCCUAUUCCGAUAA
Messenger RNA from Clonostachys byssicola, 1554 nucleotides. The record is from the annotation of a GenBank genome assembly. NCBI's taxonomy places the organism in Eukaryota, Fungi, Ascomycota, Sordariomycetes, Hypocreales, Bionectriaceae.